Sorghum bicolor (sorghum) is the source of this 3950-nucleotide messenger RNA. RefSeq names its product E3 ubiquitin-protein ligase SINA-like 7. The transcript is spliced from 6 exons. Gene Ontology annotation, cellular component: cytoplasm. The record is from RefSeq and is a predicted model, not a curated record. Gene Ontology annotation, molecular function: zinc ion binding; ubiquitin protein ligase activity. Lineage: Eukaryota; Viridiplantae; Streptophyta; Magnoliopsida; Poales; Poaceae. Bases 2710 to 3639 code for a protein of 309 amino acids.
CGCGUGCUCCUCCCUAAAACCAUCGAUCCAGAUCAGAGUCGCAAAUCACCGGCUCGAUCGGUGGCGGCGUCCCUAGACCCUAGACGUCGCCGCGCCCAACCGGUUCCUCGUCCUCAACGCCGCCAAGCUCGACGACUUCGCGCUGCAGGGCUCCGACCAGACGACCAAGUGCUUCCCCGCUUGCCUUGCUCCCCCUGCACGGAAUCCCAGUACUUUGCUUAAGGUUUUGAUCUGCCCAGAGCAACUUCAACAAUUGAGUUUGACAUGGUGCCAGUCUGUCGGAGCGGGUUUGCGGGCACGAGAUCGGCAUCUUAAACAUUGUGUAGUUUCUUAGGGCUAUAGCUACCUCAGAAUUUCCUGCAAAUUGAUUGAUUGAAACUUUGCAAGUUAAAUAUGUCUUAACAUUUCUUAGUUGAUUGAUUGAAAUCCAUGAUUUUGUGUUUCAAACAAUUUUAGAUUGCACUCGAGGAGCACUACUAUGAAUAUAAUUGUCAGUGAAGUUCUCAAUACUUGCAGAUCCUACAGUUAUAUGGUUUAAUACUUAUUACAGGUGCUUGUAUACUUAUUCAAGCUUAAGCAUUUCCUGCAAUCAUAUAAGGAUUGUUAUUUACAAACUGUACACUGUGUGCUUUAAUCUCUAAGUUGGAAUGGCACUUUUGCACUUCGAUGUUUUGCAAAAAGGGCCAUGCGUCAUACCUUUGAUGGGCGCCCCCAGCACACAGCUAACGGGCCAAGGAGGGCCCAAGGAGGGGCGCUGAGCAGCCCCACAUUAAUGUAGGAACACAUUAUUAUCCUGGUUGGGAAGCCCAUCCAUUCUCGGCUUCCCAACCAAGACAAAGAUUGUGGGACUAAAGCACAUCCUUUAGUCCCUGGUCACAUAAUCAGGACAAAAGAUAUAACUUUAGUCCCGAUUAGUUAUACCAACCGAUACUAAAUGGUUUUCUACUAGAGCCCUCGUGUGCCGCCACGUAUUGUCCACAGACCAAGGGUUGCUCUUCUUCAACAGGAACCUCCUGAUGGCUUUUCACCAAGGCGGUUCUGCAAACAUGUCCUGGCUCUUGGCUCCCAUCCUCCACCGAUGGUGGGUUGACACAAUGGAGUCCUACCUCCAUCCUACUUGGAUGGCCAUGGCUGCAUGGGCGUUCCAUGCCUCCUACCACGCUGGUCUUCAUAGACAACCUCAACCACCAGCUCGUUCGAGUCGACGACAUCCACAUCACCCUAUGCCUUGACUCCAACCUGCAUCGCCUUUCGCCAGGAGAGUUUGACUUGGGACACUUCAUGUUUGGCACCAUGUUGGACUUAACAAUGACGCCAUCUACACGCUCUAGCACCACGAUUUGGCACCGACUCCCUACCUACAUCACACUCGAUGCCGACAACCGCAUCCACGACUUCGCCACACUGCCUAGAGAGAUGCUACACUUCACCUUCGGCGCGGCCAUCACUCGACCACUCCUCGUCGCAGCUCGUCAAGCAACACGAGUCGUACAUCGGCAAUCUCCUCUACUGCUUCGAGUUCAUGCCGACAUGCACAAGGGAGAACAUCAUCAUCUCUGACCCCUUAUACGGCACCAUCUUCGCCCGCAUCAACGCUAUACUCCCAGGGUGUGCCUUUCCUCCAAAUGACAUCAACGAUUGUAUAUUACUUUGGCAUGAGGACACACCGAGUGGAGAAGGGGUGAUGUCAUACCUCGGAUGGGCGCCCCCAGCACACAACUAACGGGCUGAGCAAGGCCCAGCGAGGGGCACUGAGCAGCCCCAGCAUGCCCUAAAGGGACCGCGAGUGCGCCAAGGAGGGACGCCACCACCCUCGCUGUCAUUAUCUCCUAGAAGGAGUUACCGUAAUAGAGUUCACCUUUCCUCCCAACGCCACCAACGCUAGCCGCCAGUCCCCUCCACCAUAGCCGCAGCCCCCCUCCCCCAGGAGGACCCUUACACCAUGUCUGGAUGGUAAUAAUCAUCUUGGAGGGUUUACAAUGGUGUUUCAAUGUGGAGAGUAAAUAGAAAGAGAAUAUGGUUCGAAAUGAAGUAAAUAGUUUUAGAAAUAGCUUAGGGUACCCAAUUUAAACUCAUUUAUUAGCUUUUUAUUAUUUUUUGAAAAUGAUCAAAUCAGCUUAAACUUGUAAAAUGCAAAACACACACACACAAGUAUUAAUUAAAAGGUGAAACCAAUUUUGUUAGGUUUCUACGAACUAAACCUACAUGAUGCAGGUAAUAAAGAUCAAAUCAUGCAAGUAUUAAACUAAAAAAAGUGAAACCAAUUGUGUUAGGUUUCUAUAAACUAGAUCUACACAAUAUAGGGGAUAAAGAUCAUGAAACGAGCUUUCUAUUUUCUAUGUAUAAUUAGAUUUGUAGAUUUCUUAAUAUGUUCCUCUAAGACGCAAGGCACUUGCAUUGUUGUAGACGUGGAUAAAGAUUCAUGUUCUGGUGCAACAUACGGACGUAUAUCUAGGAGGGAGAAAAAACAGGGGCUAAAAUCGAUGGGAAGUCAUGUUUGAUGGAUUAUAAAGAUUGAGCAGGUUAAAAAAAAUAUUGCGGGAAGUUGCGGAUCGCAGAGAAAAUAUGGGCCUACCGUAACUACGCAGGCACAGGGGAAAACCGGAGGAGACGGCGGGGGAGAAAACUGGGAGAGCCAGAGGCCCUUCUUCCGUUUCCAAUAAUCUCACCGAAGGAGAGAGCAGCACAACGGCCGUUUUCCAUCGACAGAUGGGCCAUAAGGCAUUAACGAGCGCCUCCGGUUUUAGGAGGACGAGCUGGCCUAAUCAUCCAUCCAUCAAGAUGGGUGGGAAGGGGCCAAGGCAGGUGCUCCAAGCCAGCGCCGCGACGAAAGGCCCUAGGCGGCUGACUGAGGUCCCAGCUGAGACGAGCCAACACCAAGCGAUGGAGAAGAUCACCGCCACCAUCAACGCCAACCUGCUGCAGUGUUGUGUAUGCUCUGGUCCAUUGACGCCUCCCCUUUUCCAGUGCACGAAAGGCCAUGUCUCAUGCUCACGGUGCUGCCCCGCCGAUGGGUAUCUGGACGACGAGGUUGAAUGCCUCAUGUGCGAUGAGCCAGAGACGGCCACCCGCUUCCGCGCCAUGGAGCACAUCCUCGUCGGCAUGCGCAUGCCAUGCCCGUUCCGGCAGCACGGGUGUGCCAAGAUGAUACCCUACGCGUCGGUGCAAGCCCACAAGGCGUCGUGCGUCCAUGCCCCGUGCCAUUGCCCCAUCUCUGGCUGCACGGGCUAUGGUAGCAAGCCCCUCCGCGAGCACAUUCGACAGGACCACCCUGGCGUGGUACGCACGAUCAUCUCACCACAUUGCCUCACGCCGCUGAGGAUGCACGCGCAUGAGCAGGCUCGCAUGGUGAGACUCGGCGACAGUGACGGCAGCCCGGAGUUCCUGGUCAUCGUUGGCCAGUACAAGCAGCUGGGGCGCAUGCUGUCGGUGGUGCGCCUCGUGGAUGAGUCCGUCGUCGAGCAGGAUUUCAAGCACAGGAUCGAGGUGGUCGGCAACGCCGGUGUGCUGUCGCUGUCCGGUGAGACUCUGGACGCUGAGCGGCUGAAGGAGCCGUACAAAGCGAGCCCGUUCCUGUUCGUCCCCAACGAGACCUGGGACUCUCCUGAGGGCAUCCGUGUGUUCAUCGAGCUGAAAUGAAGUCCCCAUUUGGAAAGUCGUGAUUUAUUUUAUCCUAUUUUUCACAAGAACCUAGACUCUGCAUCCAACUUUUGCAUUCCAGAUAGACUUGAAAUGGUGCCCCGAGCACCCGUACUCCUUUUCUUUCAAAUGGUAAGUCAUUCCAUUUCAUAUGUAGUUUUUGUUAUUCAGCUAAGAUAAGGUUACAAAAGCUGGCGGCCCUGUGGUAUUCAGUACUUGGUGUUUGUUUCGCUGGUGACUGAUUAUGUUACUUGUGUUUGUUUCAAUUGGCAUGGGCGGCCCUGUGGUAUUAAGUACUUGGUGUUUGUUUC